AUGGCGCAAUCAGUUACAAAGCAAAUAGAUAAAUAAAUUAAUAAUCCUCUCAAAACUAGCUACAUCGGGAAUGUAGAAUUUAAGGAUUACAGUAAAUUAUAAGAACAGGAGCUUAAAAAGAUUAGAAUAUAAUAAGUAAGAUAGUAGGAAGCAGAGAAGACUAGAAAGAAUCUUAAAACAAAAAAGGAGUUGGAAGAACAAUAAAAAUAAGAAGAAUAUAUGAAUUAGCAAUUCUUAAUAUACUAAUAGAAAUUGUAAUUAUAGUAAAAACUUUUAGAGGAAGCAGAAAAGCAAAAAAAGGAAAUAGGGGAAAGUCAUAGAUAGGCAUUAGAAGCAGAGAAACAAAGAUUGAAAGAUAUAGAAGAAUAAAAGUUGAGAGAAGAAUAAUUUUAAAAAAAUUAGAAAAUCAGAACAUAAUAGGCUGCUGAUUGGGCAAAAAAAGAGUAAGAAAAAUUAGACUAUAAGAAAUCAUUCAAUAAAUAGAGGAUUGAAAUGCUUGAAGAAAUUUAAGAAAAAGAAAGAUAAGAAGCAUAAAAUUACUAAAACUACAUUAAUAAUUUACCUGAACCAGUCCAAGAAGAUCCUUUACAAUAUGAUGCUUACGAAAAGCAGGAUAACAAAAAAUCUUACUACAACAAUAUUGACUUUACUAAAACUUAUUUUCAUAACCCUGUAGUUAUUAAGCAUGAGGACGACAAUCUUAUUGAAAAUGCUCUUGAAAAUGCUAAAAAAGAAUAUGAAAAAACAUAAAUCAAGAAUUUGGAAUUAUUGCAAACUAAAAAGCUUCGUAAAUAAGAAGAGGAAGAGAGAGGAAGAGCAGCUUUGAAGAUGACCUAAAAUGAGAGAGUUCUUAGAGAAUUUAGUUAAGAAAUGGAUAAGAAAAAGGCAGAGCUAGAAUAAGAUCGUAUUAAAUAAACAGCUAAUAAUCCUAAUCAUAGCGAGAAGCCUGUCACUCAUUUCUAAAAAGACAUUUAGAAAAAGGCUGUAGUUGAAAAGGCAUUUGAAAAGGAAUUUUUUGGAGAAAGAGCUGAAUGGACACAUGAAGAAAUCAAUGAUAAAGAAAGAGAUAUUCAUGCUAAGAAAUAAAGCACCACUUUAAAAAAAUCUUAAUCUUUGCAAAAUGUUGACCCAAAAGAAUUUGAAAAAAGAGCAGUUGAGAAUGCCUAAAAAAAAUCUAAAAAUGUUAAAAUAUUUAGAAAGCCUCCCUUGGACACUAAUGUCUUUUAAGACAAAUCUAAGAAUAAAAAGAAUGCUUCAAAUUCGUAAGAGCAAAGAGAAGAUGAGUAAGAUAAGUAACAUGAGAAAAAUCAAACUGAAGAAAGUUAAAAGAACUUGCAGCAAUCUGCUGGUAAAAAUUCUAGUAUUUCCAACAACUUGGCUAGAUCAAUGAGUGACCAAAACAAAGAAUAAAUUGAUCCUAAUAUUCUUACUUAAUCUCAAAAUUAAGAUAAUAAAUUCAGAAACAGCUACGAUAGCUAUGAUAUGAGUGAUAGAAAAGUAUCAUAAGUAACAAGCGAUAGAAAAAAGAAGAUUAGAUUUGUUUCUCCCUAAAAAAGUAAUUCGGACUCAGAUUUUACAGAUGAAGAAAACACUUUUGGUCAAAGAAGUGGAAGUAAAGACAACAAUGUGAGAUAUAAUAAUUUUGUAAAUAAAUAAAAUGAUUAAAAUAAUACAUUCUCUCCUUACAAUAGUAAUGGGUUUUCUGAAAAAGAUUAAUAAUCACUAAAAAAUUCAAGUUAAUAAAAAUCUCUCUAAUUCAAUAAACAAGGAAGUAAUUUCAACAAUACAGGUGCCUACACAGCUUCUGGCAGCAACUAAUCUUCUUAAAAAGAAUAAAACUUAAAUAGAAACGAUAUAAAGCAAUAUAUUUUAGAAUAAGAAUAAUAUUUGAAGAAAUUAGAAGAUACAAGAAAGAACAGCAGAGAAAGAAUCCGCUAAGAAGAAAAUGCUUUACUUAGCACUUUAAAUUAAGCCACUACAACCAUGGAUAAUAAGAAUAGAUAAAAUGAUUUAAUUCAACAACAAUAGCAAGCUAAAAAUUUCAAUUUAUCUUCUGUUUCAAUUCCAGAAAAGAAGGCUAUCUUUAUUGAAGAAAACUCCUCUCAUAACUCUUCAUAAAUAAUCUCCCAUAGCUAGAAUCAUUACGGUACCAAUAAUUAGUACAAUAAUUCUAAUGGGUAAAAAAGAUAAGUUGUCUAUUCUAGCAAUCCUGAAAAAACGAAAAAGGCAAAUUAAAUGCUUGAUUAAUUUUUAAACUCAAAUUCAAUUUAAAAUUAAUCUUAUAACAAUUAUGAUUCUUUUAAUCAAAGAUCUUUGAAUGAAGAUUAUGAUGAGAGGGAAAAUUUAGAUUAUGUUGAAGAUACAGUUAAGUCAUCCUUUAAGUAAACGUAUAAUAAAGAAAGUUAAAUGUCACAAGGGAAAAAUAGUUAGAAUAAAAUGAACCCAUUUAUAAAACCUGAUAAUUUUUUGGGUUCUAGCGGUUAUGAAAGUUAGAGCAGAGAUUUUUCAGAUAGUAAAAACGAUUUUACAGAAAGUAUUAAUGAUGCAAGCAAUAGCAAAAAUAUUAGAAACGAUAUAAGAAAUAAUCAUUACCAAAGUGAUUUUACUGAAAGUCAGCUUACUUCAAGCAUAAAUAACAACAAUAAUAAUUAUAACAAUGAAAGCAGUAUCAAUUAACAAUAAAUUAACUCAAGUGUAAAAAAUAGUUAUAAGGGAAGCAAAAAUUAAGAAAAUCUUUUAGCCACCUUUUCACCUUCUAAGGAUGUUUAUAAGUAAGAUUAAUAAUAUAGAAAUUAUGAAGAAGAAGAAGAAAAAGGUUACAAAUUUGGAAACACAACAGAGAGUAAAUAUAAGAAUGAUAGUUUUAAAAAAUACUCUGGCCUAAGUAAUAACAGUAAUCUUCAUAAUAAUCCUAGCAAUAUUUCUGAAAGUAGAAAAUUAGGAUUAAGCUAAAGCAAGGGUCCUAAUAAUAAUUCUAAAGACCUUAUAGAAUUAACUGACUCCCUUCUAACCUCAAAUAACUUUAACAGCAUUAAUAAGAAUAAUAGCAGUCAUUUGCGCUAAAACAAUUUUAACUCAUCAUAGAACUUUUAGAAUCACUCCUCUGAGCACUACAAUAAGCGCUCAGAGCUUUCUCCAAGUUCAGAGUUGAGUUACUCACUCUCUGAAAUAGAUAAGAGUGCUGAUAAAUUUAGAAGAGUAGAGUAUAUUCCUUAAAACUCAACUACACAAAAAAGAAACCUUUCUAACGAAAAUAACUAAUUUGAAAAUAAUUAAGAUAGCUAAAGUAGGAUUGGAACUGCAAAGUUUGGCCAGCCCUUAAUCAAUUAAAACAAAUCAGGAAUCUCACAAAAUUUAAAUUCAAGAGAUUCUCAAAAAGGUAUACAAAUGGAUAUUUAAUUCAGAGAAGAUGAAGAAGAUGAAGAAACCUACAAAUUAGAUAGCCAAAAUAAAUCUGAAAAUGCUACUAGAGGAGAAGGUUAAGCAAGCUUAGCUGAUUUAUUUAAAAAGAAGAAAGCUGACUUAGCUAAAAAAUAUGAACUUGAAUAACAGCAGCGUGCUUAAAGAUCUGAUACAUAAGAACCCAAAAAAGAGAGAACAAAAGAAGACAUAUUAAAAUAGAGAAAGGAAAUGAUGAAGCGUCCUGAUUUCCUUAAAAAUAAAAAUUCAACUUCUCAGGAAGAAAGCAGCAUUAAUGAUUAAUAUAAUUCUUAAAAAUCUGAAUAGAGAGGCUAUAUGACUAGCUUCCAUGAUCCAAGUAAAAAAGUAAAAGAGCCACCCUAAGAACUUAUGGAUAGACUAGCAAAUGGCACUAAAGUAAAGGUGGACAAGAAAGAAUAUUUGAAACUAACAAAUAAAAAUUAUGAGAUGCUCCCUGAGGUUAAAAAAAGAAAAGAAGAAGAAUAAAAGAAAGAAGAAUACAGAAGGAGAUAAGAAAGUGUAAAAAAAUUAUAGCAAAACAUUAAGGAAUCUUAAAAAUUGAAGAAAAAUUGA
This is a messenger RNA of Tetrahymena thermophila SB210, 3993 nucleotides long. RefSeq lists its product as hypothetical. The transcript is spliced from 8 exons. NCBI's taxonomy places the organism in Eukaryota, Ciliophora, Oligohymenophorea, Hymenostomatida, Tetrahymenidae. The record is from RefSeq and is a predicted model, not a curated record.